UCAGGAGAAUGGGAGGUGGUCCGGCUCUCCUCCCACCUGCCAACCUAACCCUUGUUUGGCUUAUGAGCUGGACAUUAAAAACGGAGACUACUAUAUUAUCAGCACCCCCAAUAGUGACAACAUGGACCCCUCCAUGCUGCCUACCCCGGAGCCUAUGAAGAGGGACUCCUACCCUCUACAUACGUUGAUAUAUUAUGAAUGUAAAGAUGGGUACGAGUUAGUGGGCAGACAAGAAACGGUUUGUAUGGAGGAUGGUUCCUGGUCAGACUCCCCACCACGGUGCUCCAGAGAGACCUGCGAGGCACCCACCCAACCUGAUAACGGGACAGUGUCUUAUAACAGCAGCUCCCUCAAGGAGGGUGGGGUAGCUUCCUACAGUUGUGAUAGCUGUUACAGUCUGGAGGGUUACAGAGACCUGACGUGUUAUGAUGGGGAGUGGUUGCCACAGCAACCCCCCACUUGUAGGGAGAAUGUGUGCUACCCUCCUGGUGAGGAGCCAAACAGUUACAUUAUCGGAUAUGACUCUACAAAGGCAACAUACUCGUGUGGUGAUACAGUAGAGUACGCCUGUGAGGAGCUGCACAACCUACACGGGGCAAGGAUCAGGACCUGUGACGAGGAGGGGAGAUGGUCAGGGUCCGCUCCUGUGUGUGCGGACAUUCAGUGUCCGUCAAUAGAUACUCCAGAGAACGGGGGUAUGAGACAGGCUAUCGGGUCUAACUACCUAGAGUUCUCGUGCAACAAAGGUUACCAACAAAGUGGGGAUAGUUACUUGCAGUGUGUUAAGGGACAGUGGCAGGGCGUGGAGCCAACUUGUAGUAAACAAGUCUGCGGGGAUCCUGGUGUACCUGACUGGGGAAUGAGAGAGGGCGACAGUUUCGAGUACCAAGACGCUGUGAGUUACAAGUGCCAGGAGGGCUAUCAGAUGAGGGGGGCUAAGACCAUCACGUGUACUCACAAGGGAGAGUGGGACUAUGCACCUCCCUACUGUGUUUGUGACGAAUGCCCCCGGUUAAAUCAACCUACUAACGGGUACAUAGUCUCUACGGACUCCAACUCGUACGAAUCAUUUGUAGAGUACGUGUGUUACCCUGGUUACGAGGUGGUGGGUGAAGCUACUAGGCACUGUCUUGCUUCAGGGGUCUGGAGUGGAGACGAGCCUCUUUGUAAACGACUGAACUGCACGGAGAACUUCAGAGUACCCGAGGGAGGCCGGAUCCACUCGAGCACUGGUCAUAGUUUCCAGGAUAUUGUAGAGGUGAAGUGUCCUAAUCUGAAAGGAGGGUGGAUCACAAAGUGUCAAGAAGACGGACUCUGGUCAGGUGACCUACCGGAGAGAUGUGACUGCCGGAAGGAAGUCCGGAAGAUCCCAGUAAAGCGGCAGAUAAAGAAACCAGCCUCAUGUAUCCUGGGUACUUGUACACCGGAGACUGUGUGGUCUGUAACAGUGUACGAGGAUAGGGAGUACUCCGUGUGCGACUGAGAGUGUCACAGUGUCACAGUGUCACAGUGUCACAGUGUGAGAGUGUCACAGUGUUACAGUGUCACAGUGUCACAGUGUCACAGUGUCACAGUGUCACAGUGUCACAGUGUCACAGUGUCACAUGUCAGGGACAUGAUAUACUUGCUCCUCAAUUUGAAAUGAUAGAUUUUCAAAUCAUAGUGACUUGAAUCAUAAAUCAUAAAUCUACCUUUGUUAAACUUUGAUGUAAUUCUAAUUUUAUGUUUGACAAUAUACAAGAGCUGAAUGACAAAUUAAUAGUGCGAAAAACUGAAAAUAAAAACAGUAAAAAAUUAUUUUAGAUUCUUUACAUGAGGAUGAUUGUUCAAUGUUUCAUUUUGUAAUUAAUAAAUUGUCGAUUUGCGUUAAAUCAAAUUAAUUGAAUCAUGUAAUAAAUUAAUCAACUUUUAAGUUUAUUUCAUUUAA
This is a messenger RNA of Bolinopsis microptera, 1927 nucleotides long. RefSeq names its product sushi, von Willebrand factor type A, EGF and pentraxin domain-containing protein 1-like. The transcript is spliced from 11 exons. The coding region runs from base 122 to 1483 and encodes 453 amino acids. Lineage: Eukaryota; Metazoa; Ctenophora; Tentaculata; Lobata; Bolinopsidae. The record is from RefSeq and is a predicted model, not a curated record.